Stylophora pistillata is the source of this 13259-nucleotide messenger RNA. RefSeq lists its product as uncharacterized. Gene Ontology annotation, biological process: mitotic chromosome condensation. Gene Ontology annotation, molecular function: chromatin binding. The record is from RefSeq and is a predicted model, not a curated record. Lineage: Eukaryota; Metazoa; Cnidaria; Anthozoa; Scleractinia; Pocilloporidae. Gene Ontology annotation, cellular component: condensed chromosome; condensin complex; chromatin.
CUCUAUUCAUGAACAGAGCGCGUUCGAAUAUUGGGCAAACGAAACUUCUGGCCUCCUUGCGCGUAAAGCCUACUGUAAGGCUUGAUCUGUUGUAUGCCUCCAUGACUGGCAGCUAGUAACACUACCAUCUACUGUACCCGACGGCUAAGCGACGUCCAUUGAACAUGAGCACGAAGAAAAAUACUCUCUCGAGCCCGUCUGGCUCAACAGAGCAGACAGAAACUUACAAGAGUGACAGUACCGAAACUACGAGUAAAACCAAGUUCGGAGAUGAUGUGUAUUCCUACACACGAGUUUCGAAAAUUUCGCGUGGAUUCUUCGACAACGAUGAUGUGGCUCUGCAACAUUACGACGAAGCGAAAGAUACCUUCACUGCGCUUGAGGCCGCCUACAGAAAACUCUUACUUCAAGUGGAUAUCAUGAAAACCGAGCGGCGUAACGAGACGGAACGAUGGAAUUCGAAGUUCGAAAACCUCAAUCGACAAAACCAUCAGCUCCAAGAGCAACUGCUCGAAUUCAAAUCGAAAUACAACAAACAGCAUGAAGAACUGUCCAUCAUGCAACGCAAGCUGCGUCAAAGGGAAUGGGAAUUGGAGUCCCAACGUCGCGAGUUUAACACCAAAACUGACGCCAUGGAGAAGUUGCGAAGUGAGAAGGACGUGAUCGAGAAAGAGCUCGCAAUGCUACGUGACCAGAUGAUAAGUCAAGGGUCCCAGGUGCAGGUUCUGGAAUCAUCGCCCGACAUGGAGGUGUCUUUCCUGCAGGAAACGAUCUCUCAACUGGAAGUCGAAUGUAAGAAUGCUACGGACGAGAGAGAGAUGCUGCAGAACGAGCUGUCCACGCUGCAAUCGAAGUUUACCCAACUGCAGGCUGAUUGCGAUAGAUACCGCAGACAAUCGGAAAUGGUGGGGAAGACAGGCAAUUUGACAAUCAGUAGGUACGAGAUGCAGGUUCAGACCGCUGUUAAACAAAGAGAGUCUUUCAAGCAACAGCUUAACGAUCUCGGCGAAGAACUCAAAAAGGCCAAAGAGACAAUUUCCAGAUUACAGCGUGAGGUAUUGCAAAACCAGAAUGACGCUAACAAGUACAAAGAAGAGUCCAUUUUGAAAACCCACAAGGUAGAAACUCUUCAAAACCAGAACAACACCCUCGAAGAGAGUUUAGAGGCCCUGAAAAAUGAGUUGUCGAAGUGUCAAGCAACGGUAGAUGUUCAAAAUCAGCAAAUGCUGACAUUACAGGAGACGAUUGCAUCGCGCGAGAAGACCAUUACAAAGUAUGACGUUGCAGUGAAGAGUCUACAAGACGAGAAGGCAGCCAUCGAACGGGAGCUUGUUCUGAUGACUGGUAAAUUUUCCAGUCUUGAGGCAUCACAAGGCAAGCUUCAGGAGCGCGUAAAGGAAUGGGAGUCGGUUGAGGUGCAACUGCGGAAGAGGGUAGAUGAGCUGCAGACGGAACUGGAGGUAAGGAAAGAGAAAAUACCUGACCAAGUUGACGGGCAACUUUAUAGCAAAAUGGACGAUCUUCAGUCAAGGCUAAACGAGUCUGUCAUGUCGGUAAACGAUCUUCAAGGACGAUACGAAAUUGUUAUCAAAGAACGAGACGAGCUCAGAAAGGUUGUAGAAAGUCUAAACUCCAAGAUGGUAACCACGACCGACUCAAUGCGACGCGUCCAAGAAGAGAAGACAGAGCUUGAGCGUAUGGUGGCUGCAGACCGCAACAAGAUAUCAAGACUAGAAGUUCAACUAGAAAGCGUUACCAAAGCGAAAGACAGAUUUAAAUUGGAGCUUGAUACUGAGAGGGCCAGAGUAGCACAGAUGAAAAAGGAGUUGAUGGUGGUGCAGCAAGAGUUGUCUGAAAGCCGGCGCAUCGUCGAACGUCUAAACGGAGAGAUAGAGAAAAGAGACAAAACCAUCGAGGAGCUCAAGUCUCGAGUAUCUUCUCUUGAGACGAAAGUUGAUGACUACCGUGAAGAAGCCGAAAAACUGGAAAGACGAAUUCACCUGUUGGAAAGUGAAAGUGACGAGCUUCGAUCUGAAAUCAUGGAGCUUCAAAAGAGAUUGGGAAAUUCUGAGGCCAAUUACAAGAUCACGGCGGAAGAAAGAGAUAGAAUCAACGAAGAGCUACAAAAAGUGUACAAAGACAUGUCAAAUUUACAGUCUAAUCUCAACAUCAUGGAGCAACAUCGAAACGAGUUAGAACAACAACUAACGAUACUGGAGAACAAGAUCGUGAAACUCGACGAAGAACUCAGCAAUGAGAAGAGGGAGAAUUCUGUUCUAAAUAGUGAGGUGCAAGAGCUUCGAGCUACAAAAGCCAGAAAUGAUGACGAAAUAGAGUCUCUCAAAAACGAUCUUGCACAUCUGACGAAGUUAGUUGAUGCUUACAACAAAGAGAUUUCGGACAGAGACUAUAGGAUAGAACGACUACGAACAGAAUUGGCUAGUUUAGCCGCUGGCAAGGAUGAAAUCCUCACCGAAGCAAACCGACAUAAAGCAGAGAAUGACACUUUCAAAGACGAAAUCAAGAGACUCCAGAAAGAGCUUGAUGCCGCCAAAGAAGAAAUCUCUCGGUUGUCUUCUCUCUACGACUCUGAGACUCAAAGUAAGCAGCUGCUUCAGACCGACUUCGAAGUGAUCCAAAGCAAAGUUUCAAACCUAGAGUCCACAUACAUGCAAUUCGAGGAACUUGGUAAAGAUUCUGGGGCUCUUCUAGAAGACGAAAAAGCGAAAAAUGCAGAACUUGAGAAGAAAAUAAGAGAACUCACAGACAAAGUAAGAUCGUCGGAAAACCAACUUGACAACAGACAAAGGGAGAUUGACAAGUUAGAGAAUGACAUGGACGUUGCUGAGGAAAAAAUGCUCACACUUAAUAUCGAGAUUGAGAAAAUCACGGAGGAGAAGAACAAAGACUACCAAAAACUGUUGGCGACAGAGAGCAAGUUAAAGGAAGUGGAAAAAGACCUCGAUGCCGCCAGAGAUGAAAAAGAUAGAGCUGAAAAGGAGUUGUACAUUCUCCAAAAUAAGGUAUCAAAACAUGAAACCCAACUUGAGACCCGCCGUAGACAAAUAGCCCAACUACGAGAACAACUAGACGCUGCCAACAAGAAGAUUCUCGAGGGCCAAGAGCGCUUCAUUCAAAUAGAAAGCAAGUCAGUGCAGCACGAGAAGUUUGGCGAAACCCUUAACACCAUUAUCGGGAAAAAGGACAAGACAAUCGAUGAGCUGAAUAACAAGAUUAGACAACUUCAAGACGAACUUGAAAGAACCAAACGACAACUAAACAAGAACACUGCAACAAGUGACAUACAUCGGACCGAAAAGCAGGAACUUUUGAAAAGGAUUGCAGACUUGCAAGCAAGGUUGGACGAAAUGGAAUUGGAAACUAGGAAACUGAAAGAAAAUCGCCAAGAGCUUUCACGCGAGUUUAGUUCAAAAGAUCACACGAUCACUCUCCUUGAAACUCAGCUCACUAGCGUAACCAAAGAGAGAGAUCAUUACAAAGCAGAUGGCGAUAACGUUCGAGACGAGCACCGCAAAGUGAAAGAGGAACUUCUCAGUGUACGGAACGAUUUAGUAGAAAAAGACAGACUCGUAAACAGCCACGUUAAAGAAAUUCAGGAAAAAUCCAGUUUAGUAGAGACUCUCAAUAAUUCCAAGAAGAAUCUCACCGACGAACUAGCAGAUCUAAAGAGGGAACUCGAGACCACUCGGAUUUCCAGUCAAGAGAGGAUCAGAGAUUUACAAGGCCAGGUUCAACAAGCGAACGUGAACAUCUCAAAGCUGGAGGUUACCAUAACAACACUGGGAAGAAACGGUGAACUAGACGAAAAGGAACGUAAAAACUACGAUGAUAAAAUAUUCGAGGUUGAAAACUUGUUCAAAACCACCCAAGGACGUGAAGCUGACCUGAGAAGUGAGGUGGAAGUCUGUAAUACAAAGAUCCUGAAGAUUGAAACGGAUUUUAAGAACUCACAGAAGCGCGUGUUUGACCUGGAGCACGAGACUUCCCAACUCCAGAGGACAGUGAAUGAGCUAAAGAAAAUGCGAGAGAGAAUCGAUCGAGAAAAAUCUGAUUUGAAAGAAGAACUUGUAAGUGCCAAUACCAGAGUAUCAGAGUUAGAACUGAAGUCCGAGUACGAUGACAAGGAAAUCACUUCUUUAAAGAAACAGCUAGAGGGCGCACUUCAGAGAUCUUCUGGGGUGAGUCGAGAAGAUUACCUAAAGCAAGAACAACAGCUGGUUGAAUUGAAGUUGAUGGCAGAGACCGCUCAAGACAGGAUGAACGAGAAAGAAAACCUAAUUAGGCAACUAGAGUCGGCGAGAAAUUAUCUAGAAGACCAGUUAGAGAGUGUGAAGGGUAUUCUAAAGGCCACUGAGGAAGACUUUGAAAAGCUCAAGGACGAAGUUAGCAACUUACAAGCAGAAAAUAUCGAACUCAAUAAAGACAUCAAUGAGCUUCAUGGCGACGUUCGAAAAUUGACGCUGGAGAAAGAGCGCCUUCAAAGCGAUUUUGAUAACCAACUAAAGAAGUUCGCUUCCCUAGAGGAGCAGCUAGCGCAAGUUACUCGGUCUGAUGAAGCCAAUAAAGAAAAGAUCGCCGAGCUGAGGGAAUCGCUGAAUGAAAGUCGAGAGGAAAACAUGAUUCAACAAAAGACCGUAAGCGAACUUCAAUCUAAAUAUGACUACUUAGAGAAAGAUAUGGAAGACAAAAACAAGCUCAUUAAACAACUAAGGGAUAUUAAGAAGACCUUAGAGGUUGAAAUAGACGAGUUGAGGAAAGCACUGCGAGCGUUACAGAAUGAUCAUAAUGUCGUUUUGAGAGACAAGGGUGAUGUCGAGAACAACUACAAGCUUAUACACGAAAAAACUACUUUGAUGGAAGAGACAUUUGAAACCAGUAAGGGAGAAGUUAGAAGGCUCACGGCCGAAGUGGAUGAUUUGCAAAGGCGUCUCGUCGACGCUGAAAGUGAGAUAAGUGCUUAUAAAGAGAAAGAGAGGGAUCUGCUCGACAAAGUAAAGAACUACCACGCCCAGCUUUCAAAAUUGGAAUCAACAAACGAGAUUCAAAGCGAGAGAAUAAUGGUGUUGGAGCAGGACGUGACUUCCUUGAAAGAGGAGAUUACCGAUCUCGUGAAUGACCGCGACCGUUCAGUAAGAGAACUGAUGGUUGUGACCAAAGAAAUGGAGGAGAAAACCAAGGAGAUUUCACGACUGAAGAAGGACCUUGACGUCGCGAACAAGGAAAGAGCGGCGAUGGAGGUACAGUUGGAGGAACAUGUCACCAUUGUUUCUCAGAAUGAGACACAGCUGCUGAACGCUGAACGUCAGCUCCAGGAGUGGGUGACCCGAGGUGACAACACCGAUGCUCAGCCCAAAGACAGCAUCAAGUCAGAGAGAGACUCGCUUCAAAAAGAGGUUCACAUACUCAGGCAAGAAAUAGCAACUAACAAAACAACACUAGACAAAACUCAAAGAAGGAAGGAUGAUUUGGAGAAGGAAAAUUUCUCACUGAGGAAGCAGAUGACAGAGCUUGAGAUGAAAAUUAAAGCUCUUGAUCACGAAAACGAAGACCUCAAUCGUGAAUUAAUAAAAGACCAGAAAAGAAUAAGCGUACUGGAAGGUGAUAUCCAUCGGUUUAACGUGGACAAAAACAGUCUGCUUGGAGAGUUAGAGAAAGUGAGGGGGGUGUUGGAUAAGCAGCGAAACGAGAACGCUACUCUUCAGAGAGAGAUUUCUGAGCUCAGAGUCACUGUGGAUAAUUUUGACAAGACUAUAGAAGAUAAGAACAAGCAACUUGAAUGGUACCAAUCUACGACCAAGAAUUUGGAGCAAGAAGUGACAAACCUGAAAAGGAAGAUAGCAACCUUCAGGGAAGAUUAUGACAAAGCUCAAAACGAAGUAACAGUUCUCACAUUGAAAGUGCAAGAGCUCGAGUCCAAAAUCGAUAGUCUACAACACAGCUUGGACCUCUCCGAUAACGAGAAAAACAAACUCAAGCAAGAAAAGACAACGCUAUUGACAACUUUCAAUGAGUAUAAGACAAACUUAGCGAAUAACAGAAGAGAAGUUGACAGACUCCAGAGCGAUAUCCUUUCCCUCAACCGAAAACUAACAUCCCUCGAGGCUCGAAAUAAAACUGUGGAAGACGAAAAAGACCGUUUGAAGAAAGAAAUAAUGGAUUUAAAGAAUGAGAACUCUGAGUUGAGAGCUCGCCUCAAUGCUCUCCAGUCUGAUCGAGAUCGACUGCAAACUGACGUCACCUUGAUUAACAAGAAAUACGUCAACAUACAAACAACACAGUUAGACAAGAGAGACAAGAAACCAACAGACGCAGCAACACUGAAGCGACUAAAGGACUUGGAGGAGUCGUACCAGAGGGUUUUGAACGAGAAAGAAGACGCAGAGAGAAGGUACCUUGAUGGGAGAAGAAAAAUAUCCAAACUUGAACUGGAGCAAGGAGAUUCCAGUCGAAUAAUCCAGUCUUUGGAGCAUGAGCUAUCUUUGAAGAUAAAAAGGAUAUCUGAUCUCGAAGACAGCCUUUCAGAGCUUCAUGGACGAGAUGUAGUGGACGAAGGAGACUACAAAACAUUGCGCAAGAAAUUGGUCACUUCGGAACAAGAGCUUCAGUCCUCUAAGAACAAAGUGUUUCGUUUGGAAGCCUAUAAAACGUCUUUAGAAGAAAAGUUCAAAGAUUUGCAGGAAGACCUCCUGGCUAGUCAACAGAAGACUGCUCAGGCUGAGACUAUGUUACAAGCAAGUCAAGAUCAACUGAGUGCCCAACAGAAAGAGCUCUUAGAGGCACUUAAGAAGAUGGCCGACUGGGAAUCAGCUUACAAGUCUGCUAAUAACGCUAAGAUAGAGCUUCAGCGAAUUGUGAAGACGUUGGAGAGCAAGAUAAUCUCUCUAGAAGAGGAGCAACAGAACCAGAUGAAGGAGAAUGCACAGCUAAAGGGAUCUCUCGAUCAGAUAAAAGCCCGGAAUGACACACUCAGAGAGGAUAUCAACAACCUGCAGAAGAAACUCAUACAGCAGCAAAAUUAUUAUGAAGAGCAGAUACGAAAGUUGGUUGAAUACAAGGCAAUCAUAAACAGACUGCAAGAAGAAAACGAAUACUUAGAAGUGGAAAGAGCUGAGUCGAAGGAAGAAAUAGAUCGUGUUCGAACAGAACUAGAAAAAACUAUCAUGGAACAACGAGACACCAAGUUUGAACUGCAGAAGCUUCAAAUUCAGUACACUGAGGUAGAAGGCAACGUUCGAAUAUUACGAGACGAAAACGAGAGGCUCAAAAUGGACCUUGCCUCUCUACAAAAGCUCUACGAUGAGCUUAAAAUUUCGCGUGAAGAGACCAUUGCCGUUCAAAGUGUUUCAACUGUGGAAGCAGCUCCGGACAUGUUCUCGUUGGAUAUGAGUGCAGAGUAUGAAACGAUCAGGAUAGAGCGAGAUACACUCAAACGAGAAAAUAACGUCUUGCGUGAUAAAGUGAGUGGAUUGGAGAAUUCCCUAGAAGAGGUGAAGCAAGAAAGACGCAAACUUCAAGACAAAGUCCUUGAACUACAAAAGCUUUUAGCUGAGAAAACUCAGGAGAUACAGAACUUAACGGCUGAAAACAAAAAGGUUACGGUUGAGCUACAAGCUCUAAAUCGUCGCUUUGAAGACCUGCAAAAAGAUCAAUUGGAAUGGGGAGAGGAAAGGGACGUUUUAAUAAAAGAAGUUGAAUCUAUGCAAAGAAAGCUUCACGAUCUGGUGUUGGAAAGUCAGAAAGAGAAUGUAACUGAAGUAUCCUCAGAACAGAUAUUUUCCAAUAUGGAAGCCGAUGUUAAGAAGCUCCAGGAGCGGGAAGCCCAACUGCAGCUGGAACUUCUAGCGGCUUUGAAGAAGGUGUCUACGAUGGAACAUGAAUUAGAGACCGAGAGGGAGAGGAACAGUGGGCUACAAGGUUCAAACCGAGUGCUUGAGGAGAAAGUUAUAACUCUCAAACGAGAAGUCGUAGAAUAUCAAACUAGGAUUUCAAAGGUAGAGUUAGACUACGAACACCUUCAAGAUGAAAAUAAGGAACUCCUCAAUAAACUAGCGGAACUUGAAGUCCAACUAGAAUCUGAGAAAGACUCGAGCAAGCUGUCCCAACAGGGGAAGUCUGAUCUAGAGAACGAGAUAAUUUCUCUGAGAACAAAGGUGAAGAAAUUGCAGGUUCAAAUUGAGGAGGACAGGAAGAUACAGGAGAACUUGAGAGCCCAGCUUGCAGACUACAAAAACAUGGGUGACAGCCAAUCAAGAGAUUUCGGGGAGCGUGUAAAUGAGCUUAGAAUCGAGAUUGAAACCUUUCGUAAGGAAAUUGUGGACAAAGAGCGUGUCAUCAAAGAGAUGCAAAGUAAGUACAGCGAUCUAGAGGACGAAAUCCACAAAGUUCGCAGAGAUCUACAGAACAAGCACUUGGAAUGGGAAGAUUACAUCAAAGAUCUCGACGAAAGUAACCAGCAAAAAGCAGAUAUGGAAAUCGAAAUAAGCACACUCCGUGGGCAAAUACGAAACUUCGAGAUCCUUCUGGAAGAGCACGAAAAAGACAAAAAUGAGCUAAAACACAACAUUAAUGAGAUCGUGAGCAAAGGAACCAAUGAGAGUAACGAUCUAAAGAACCAAGUCAAAGAUGCUCAGAAACAAGUGGAAAUUUGCAAGCGGGAGAUUAUUGAAAAGGAAACGGUUAUUCGAGAUCUCAAGGAUCGAAUGUCGCAAACAGAACACAAGCUUCACCUCACUAAGACUAAAUUGGAGACGAAAGAGAACGACUGCGAUGACUACUGCAAAGAUUUGGAGGACACCAAGAAAGAAAAGGCAGAUAUGGAGGUGGAGCUGCUCGCGCUGAGAAAUAAGACUUCCAAGCUCACAAUCCAGAUUGACACUGAGCGAGCAGAAAAAUCUCAUCUUCAAACACAGCUAAUUGAAGCAAAGACCCGCGGAGACAAAGAAUCAACUGGCCAUCCAAAAUUCGUAACUGAGCUGCAGACCAAGCUAGACAACGCUAAGAGAGAGAUCAGUAUCAAGGAAGACGAAAUUGAACACUUGAAGUAUGAGCUGGAGGUAACGAGGAGAGACCUGCUUUCAAAGGACGGAGAGUUCAAGAUUUCUAUAGAGAAACUUGAGCAGAUCAAUAAGGAGAAAGCUGAGUUGACUGUAGAAAUAAUGUCGCUUCGGGAGAAGGUUAUCAUCUUGGAAGGUGAUGUACAAAAAGAAAAGGUCGCUAGAGAAGGAGUUGAGAGACAACUCAUGGACUCCACGGCUAAGGGGGAGACAGACGCCAAGUUUAUGAGUGAACAAGUCACCGAGAUUCAGACAAGGGUCGAGAGCUACAAGAAAGAAAUCCUCGAGAAGGAAACCAUCCUAGAAAAGUUCCGAUUCCAAACCAAAAGCUAUGAACAGGAGGUCGAUCGACUUAAAAGGGAUCUCUUAUCCAAGAAAAACGAAAGCGAGAGACACAUGCACGACAUUGACCAGCUCAAGCAUGAAAAGUCUGAGCAGUUAGUGGAGAUUAAUUCGCUUCGCAGCACAAUUAACAAGCUUGAGAUCCAUAUAACCGAGCUACGAAAGGAGAAAGAAGUUGUGGUCGCUCACGUGGAUGAUCUGAGAAGCAAGGGAGAGAAUGAAGCUAGCGUUAUGCACGAACAAAUUAUUGAGAUUCAAACUCGCAUUGAAGAAUACAAAACAGAAAUCAUCGAAAAGGAAACGGUCAUCGAAAAGCUUCGCAUCCAGAUUUCAAACAAUGAUGGUGAACUUGAUAGGCUCAGACGUGAUCUUGAUACCAAAGAAGUGGAGUGCGAGGGCUACAUCUGUGAGAUCGAAAAGCUCAAUCAAGAAAAAUACGACCUCGACGCGCAACUGUCAACUAUACGAGGUAAAUUUGAUGUUCUAGUGAAACAAAUGGAUGAGGCGCGGGCCGAUAAGAAUCUAACAGAAAGCGAGACAAAUGUUCUGCUUAUAAAGAUCACAGAAAUCGAAAGCAAAAUUGAAGUGUACAAAACAGAAGUAAUCGAGAAAGAGACCUUGAUUGAACGAUUACGCACACUCAACAGCACCAACGAACAAGAGUUAGAAAAGCUGAAGCGUGAAGUUAACAAUAAACAGGUAGAAUGUGAUGGCUACAUCCGUGAGAUCGAGAUAUUAAAUCAAAAAUUGGCGGAGAUAGACAUCGAACUUAACCACCGGAACAGCCGAGUGUUGAAACUGGAAGGAUUUUUAGAGGAUGAGAAGAAAGACAAGGAGAUCCAGAUAAGGAGUGUAAAGACAACUUUCGAGACAGAUAUUACCUCUUUGCAACGCGAGUUUGAGGCGAAGAUCCUCGAGUGCAACGGCUACAUCAAGGAAAUCGAAGAGUUGAACCAGGAGAUUUUUAGGCUAAAGGGACUUCCUAGGCCGGAGAGAGAGGUCGAGCCACAUUACACUACAUCCUACAUCAUGCCCCCAAAAGGAGUUACAGUAACCAGAGAGGUAGUUGUUCCACAGGAAUCCAUACAGUCUUCGUCUUCCGCUUUCGGCCACACAGAAUUUAUGGUUGACGUCAAGGAAAAGACAAGACCUGUAGAGAUUUCUAACUACGAGAUGAGUCCCAAACGGAUGGUUAAAGUCAGAAGUCCAUUUGAAACAAGAACCAGGGACACCACCGAUAGCAGUGAGCAGAGUAGCAGUACUGUCAUGACCAAGAUAACAAGAAUCCAAAGAAGUGUCAGCCCAAGCCACGGUGUCCACUUGGAUCCAGGAGCUGGAGAUCCCUCGAUUACUCUUGUAAGUAAUAACGGUGAAACUAAUUUUACUCCACCCAGCAGCCCUACUAAGAUACAGCACCUGGAAUCGAGUAUCAGCCCUAAAGUAAACGUCUUUCUAGAACAUACAAAAGCAUCCAGCCAGCCUACAACGUUAAAUGUUGCAGACACUAGAAGCCAUACUUUCACAUCCACGAGCAAAUCAGUCAUGACUAAAAUCACUCAAUUACAGACAAGUUCCAUGUCCACGUCCACUUCUUCCUCCCCAUCUUUGUCACCAUUUCGGGUGCAGUCCCCACGAAAUGUCAUCGAGACAACUGAAGAGCGAGCGAGCAAUGAAACUGUCAUUUCACAGGUUGAAACUUCUCACGGCUCAGCGAGCCCCAUUCGCGUGAAAGUAGAGGCGGAGGAGAAAUUACAAUUCGAGCCGGUACAACUCCACGUUGAACGCAAACCAUUACAGUCCUCCUCGUCCCGAUUCCAAACAGUUGGCACCCACCUUUCUACAGAGGAGUUUAAAGAGCAACGAAUGGAAUUUACACGAAGUGGAAACAGUUCAAAAAGUGGUGGUCGUCACAAAGGUACUAGCAAAACUUCGGAGCUCUAAAAGAUAUUUAUGAAAGGUUUAUGAAAGAAUCACUCGAGUAAAAGGGUAAAUGUACUAUUGUAGGGUAUAAAAAUUUGGAUCUCGAAUGUACCCCGCUAAGGGUUAAUUGUCCAAAAUGUGUGACGAAUAGGGAAAUGAAAUGGAUAGAGGUGUUGUUUGUUAAGAAAAUGCUGGGCUAUAGCCAAGAAUUAGAUUAGAUGUUUGUUAAUGUCAACCUGCGGUUGUUAAGGUAAAUUGGCCAAACUCCUAAUGAUAAAAUACGUCUUAGGGGGUAGAAUCCACCUCAAAGAAGAUCGAAUACUUCUAGUGAAACGGCUUAAGGUCCUCGCAUUUAUAAUCAAUUCCUUUAACAACAGGCUGGGAGGGAAGUCUUUUUUUAUAUUGUUUUGUUCAAACAACUGUGAAGGUGUUUAAACAACUAGAAGUAGCAGCGUUGAUCCUCAAAGCGAUAAUAUUUGAGUAAUAAUUUACCUUAUCAACAACAGCUUGGUGACAUAGAGAAACGCGUUUGGAAAAAUUAGAGAAUCAAAUUCGAUAAUUUUUGACGGUCAGUAACAACAAGUUUCAAUUCACGGAGAAAAAGGGUUAAUGCGCCACGAAAAUGUUUCAAAUAUUUGUUUAAAAUUUACAAAAACUAGCAGCUCUUUCUUAACAAAUGUUGCUUCGUUAAUGCUAAUUUUUUUUUUCAAGUGCUUUUUUAAUACCUAUCUAUUACAAACAAAUUUAUUAGAAACUGGAAGGGAUAGCAUUUGCUAAAGAAAUAUUCUUUAAAUCGUGAAAGUGAUUAGGAGGCAUGAAUAGGGGUCCAUUCCCGGAAUAUCCACCAUUUUCCAUGGCAUAUAAUGUCGCUAUGGCGUCGUUUACAUAACUCACUGCUUUAAAAUUUAUUGCCAAUCGCUAGAAUGUAAAUUAUGCCCGCAUUUUGAGACUCCGAAAGCUAGGAUUUGUUUCGGGCAGUUUUGCUUUGACAAAGAAUAUGAUUUUUCUUAUUUAGUUUCUAUGCUGCAUGGAAGCUUAGAUAUUUAUUUUUCUCCCUUUAAUAGUUUUUAAAGGUUAAUAUUUUUAUUGUAAAUGAUUUAAUGGGUCACAUAUGUCUAGCACAAGGCAAUGGACGAAUUGAAGUGUUUGGUUUUUUUUGGGAUUCCAGUUCAGGCCAAGUAAGAUUAUUCUUCAGAUUUCGACAGGAUUUAAGUUCUUUUAAUAAAACUUUAAGGGAAGGUGACGUUUAUUUAAGUUAUUGAUCCGCAUUAUUGCUUUCUGUAUUUUAUUUUUGGUACUGUACUUUAGUAACGAAACAGCUCCUAGGCAUUAAAUAUAUGUGACGUUAUUAGCAAGAUAAAGACAGAAUAUACCAAUUAUUACUGAGACAUCAUUUUACGUCAUAAGAGGCCACAUACUAGUGAAAUACUAUCUCUAAAUUUACUUCCCAGGCUCAAACCUUGGGUAUUUAGGACAACAAGGAUUCAAUUUACGCUUUGCGUUUUAACGAUCUGUUUUAAAGAUAGGUCAGCCUAGUGCGCCACGUUGCCAACGCCACAAAGAGCAAAUAGAGGAAUAUUUUAGAGACGAUUGUUUACUAAGAUCAUGGUACCACUUUGAUUAUAGAACCACCCAAUACUUUGUAAUUGCAAAUGACACUGUUGAAGUCUUAAGAGCUUUAUUGAGACUUUAGCAAGCGUCGCUUUCGCGUUUCAGUACCUAAGGGAAAACAAUUUCUUCAGCUGAAAAUGGUGUAGAUACAUGUUCUGUGCAGGGGAAAACUUAUCUUUUGAGAAAAUUGUGUAAGCGAAGUAACAUGUGGAGUCCACUGGUAAUGAUUUAAAAGCUUCCAUUUCUCCAUUUUUUGACUGAGUAUUACUGAAGAGGUAUAUGGUAUAUUUGUAAUAAAGGAUUUAAGAUGGA